CUGGUGCCUUGUUCUGCAGCUAAAUUCGUCCAAUCCAGGAGAAGUUGCAACCCUGUGCUGCACCUCUGGGCGAGAAGUUCAGAUGCAGCUCAUCCCAGACUCCACUGUGGACAUGGAAGCACACAAACAAGAUCUGGAAAGGCAGAUCGUCAUGUCCAAAGUUGCUGGAACAGACGGAAUGUCCGAUAUAUGGGUGUUGUCUCGUCCUUCACCACCUUAGAUCUCGGCGGCCGAGUCCACCGGUGACUUUGAAAUAUCCGUAGAGUGGGAGUCAGGUCUACCAUAGGAAGCCCAGCUGUCACCUGGUGGCCAGAGCGUUCGGCCUUUACAGGGGAAGCACCGCGUCCCCAGAACGGAGGGAAGCCGCCGUCUGAUGUGCGCACUGGGAGCUAGUCCCCUUUUGGCAUCUGGUUGCUUGGUUCUACUCGAGCUAACGCUGCAAGGCCGUCCCGCCUCGGGCACCCCCAACACGGCCUGUGUGGUGACACUGAAGGACUGGAAGAGAACUGACAAAUUCCGCAGGGUAGCUGUUUGUGGGAGAAGUUUGCUGCUGAGGGAAACGCCUGGAAGCGAGAGGCUCUCGACGUUGCGUUUUGUGCGAUCGUGUCGUCCCGGUUCGCAUCCGGAGUCGAUAACUUUAUAG
Messenger RNA from Podospora pseudocomata, 643 nucleotides. RefSeq lists its product as uncharacterized. The coding region runs from base 374 to 643 and encodes 89 amino acids. The record is from RefSeq and is a predicted model, not a curated record. NCBI's taxonomy places the organism in Eukaryota, Fungi, Ascomycota, Sordariomycetes, Sordariales, Podosporaceae. The transcript is spliced from 2 exons.